Drosophila arizonae is the source of this 2459-nucleotide messenger RNA. RefSeq names its product nicotinate phosphoribosyltransferase (gene Naprt). Gene Ontology annotation, cellular component: cytosol. Gene Ontology annotation, biological process: NAD+ biosynthetic process via the salvage pathway. NCBI's taxonomy places the organism in Eukaryota, Metazoa, Arthropoda, Insecta, Diptera, Drosophilidae. Gene Ontology annotation, molecular function: nicotinate phosphoribosyltransferase activity. The record is from RefSeq and is a predicted model, not a curated record.
CGAUUUGUGUAUGUGAAUGACCUAUAAACGUGCCGUCGUAAACAACAAACAAAAUACCACAAACAACAAUAAAUAACAGCAACAACGAAAGAAAGAAAAUAUAUAAACUUUUGAUCAUGAAUGACCGUGAAAUGAGCUGCAAUACGGGCGGCCAAUUUAUGGAUCGCGGACGCAUGAACCAGAAUGGAGUUGUCCAGCCCCUAUUAACUGAUUUAUAUCAAAUAACAAUGGCCUAUGCCUACUGGAAAUCGGACAAAACGGAUGAUCAAGCCGUGUUUGAUCUAUUCUUUCGCAAUAAUCCAUUCCAUGGAGAGUUUACCAUAUUCGCGGGGCUGGAGGAGUGUCUCAAGUUUUUGGAUAGCUUUCAUUAUUCGCAGAGCGAUAUUGAAUACCUGCGUCAAACAUUGCCCGAGGGCAUUGAGAACGAAUUCUUCGAGUACUUGGGCAACCUGACAGCUCAUGAUGUUACGCUCUAUGCUAUAGAUGAGGGCACGGUGGCAUUUCCUCGCGUGCCGAUCAUAAAGCUAGAAGGACCCUUGAUAAUCGUGCAGCUGCUGGAGACAACGCUGCUCACGCUCGUCAACUAUGCCAGCUUAAUGGCGACAAAUGCAGCGCGUUAUCGCAUGGUGGCGGGCAAACACGUUAAGCUGCUGGAGUUUGGACUGCGCCGUGCGCAGGGACCGGACGGCGGACUAUCCGCAUCCAAGUAUUCCUAUACAGGUGGCUUUGAUGGCACCUCCAAUGUGCUGGCUGGCAAACUGUUUAACAUACCCGUGAAGGGCACGCAUGCGCAUGCCUAUAUCACAAGCUUCAGCAGUGUGGGCGAGCUGAAGACGCGGUUGCUGAAGCACAAGCAAACAGGCAUUAUGGAGGACUUGCUGGAGCAUGCUAUACGGCAUCGUCAAAUGCUUUCCCAUGUGCUGGAUGUAUCCACGGAGGAGUCCAGUGAGGGCGAACUAGCUGCUAUGGUCUCGUAUGCCAUUGCCUUUCCGGAUGGCUUUAUGGCGCUUGUCGACACGUACGAUGUUAAGAGCCGAGUUACAGAACAAGUCACACAAGUCUCAUACGUACAAACUGAUAACAAAUCAAGAACAACAACAGCCGCAACAGCAACAACAACAACAGCAACAAUAACGAAUGGCUUGCCGCCAACGCCGCCAGCGACGCCGCAAGCUGCAGCAGCAAAUGGCCAGCUCAGUGGACGCAAGAACAGUCUGAGCCAAACUGAGCUAACAAAUGGUCAAUCAAAUAGCACAGAGCCAGCUCAAACAGAUAUAGUCAAUGCAACAACAACAACUCCAACAAUCAACACAUCAACGUCCAAUGGGACGGCGUACCUACCAAAAUAUGUCGAGAAGUCAUUCAGAAGUGGCCUGCUAAACUUUAGCGCUGUGGCCCUGGCACUCAAUGAUUUGGGCUAUCAUGCCCUGGGCAUACGCAUUGACUCUGGCGACUUGGCCUAUUUGUCCUGCCUGGCGCGCGAGGCCUUCGAGAAGGUGGCGGAUCGCUUCAAGGUGCCCUGGUUCAACAAGCUAACUAUCGUCGCCUCCAAUGACAUCAACGAGGAUACCAUCCUGAGCCUGAAUGAGCAGGGGCACAAGAUCGAUUGCUUUGGCAUUGGCACGCACUUGGUCACCUGUCAGCGGCAGCCUGCGCUUGGCUGCGUUUACAAGCUGGUGGAGAUCAAUGGGCAGGCGCGCAUUAAGCUGAGCCAGGAUGUGGAAAAGGUGACCAUGCCGGGCAAUAAGAAUGCCUACCGUCUCUAUAGCGCCGAUGGGCAUGCUCUGAUUGAUCUGCUGCAAAAGGAUUCGGAGCUUCCGCCGGCUGUGGGCCAGAAGGUGUUGUGUCGUCAUCCGUUCCAGGAAUCGAAGCGCGCCUAUGUCAUACCCUCGCACGUCGAGUCCCUCUACAAGGUGUACUGGAAGGCGGGCAAGAUAUGCCAACAGCUGCCGACGCUGGAGCAGGUGCGCGAGAAGGUGCAAAUAUCGCUAAAAACUUUGCGCAACGAUCACAAACGCACGCUCAAUCCAACGCCCUAUAAGGUCGCCGUCAGCGAUAAUUUAUACAACUUCAUACACGAUCUGUGGCUGCAGAAUGCGCCCAUUGGCGAGCUCUCAUGAUCUAUAUAAAGAGCCUAGCUUGGCCGCCCUACGAAGCAACAAACCAAUAAUAAUUGACAACAACAAUUCCGCAAUAAAUUUAUAAUUUGUUUAGUCAUUUGCUGGUCAUAUGCAUUAACAGGAAAACAGGAAAACUUCAAUGUGCAAAAAUGUGUUUUUGUUAGCACAAACUAUAUAUAUAAACAAAUAGAGCUGCUCAUCAUUAGUACGAAUCUUAAUAAUAUAUAUAUAUAUACGUUUGUAUAUAUAUAUUCUAUAUUCUAUAUAUCUUCUAUAUACACGCACAUAUUAAUCAGGAAUGUGUCAUGUGCCUUACACCACAACUACCAAGAGGAGAAA